UUACAGUGCCUUUCUUGAUAUCAAACUAAGGACAAUUCUCUAGAAAGGCCCAGUCUUGCUAAUUUGUUAACUCGCUAGAGAAGUACGAGGUAACUGCCACCUGCUUAGCACUGUGGAUACACUUGAACGCUGUUUCGUUUCCUGCUGUGUGUGGUUUCAAUCUUGAAAGAGGUGUUUGACACAGCAGCAGUAUGAAUUCGUACAUGAAUUACUUCAUAACCAUUCGAGAUCGCUUGCACUCGCGUGGUAAGUAUAAUCAUGAGUAUGACAGUGAUAGGCAUAACCUAGUAAAUGCACAACGCUCGCCACUAAUGGAGAGCUCAUCCCAUUGCAACAACGAUUGGAAACCAAAGCUAGUGGCAAAUAGUACAAUACCUCAACUUGCUUCUAAUAAUGCAAGGUCACAAGGGCUUGGUAUAGAUCAGAGAAGCUCGUUUCGUAAGCCAGCAUCGGUUCUUUCCAAAUUCGUUGUUAUACCCAAGUUUUACCCUGAUGGAAGUUCUUCGCUUAUUAAAAGAGGCAAAUUCAAAGGUUUAUAUGACCAACGUCCGUCGAGCUGUCCGUUCAUUCAAGAACAUACUGCAUCAAAAUGUCCAUUCAGGAAGUGCUACUGCAUGCGGAGACCUAUUAUCCCAUCUCCAUUGAGGCAGUGUAGUUCAACACUUGACGACUUUGAAUCCCAUCACACGUUUGAUGGUGAUAUACAGGUCAGUUGGAACUUGAAGGAAAACCGGUUGUUAACUCGAAUGAGACUGAAGCUAGCUGAAUCAAGAAUCAUCGGUAAAGAAGGACACAGGAUACGUCGACGCCUGUUGGACCACGACAGUCAAGGCAAUCCGAAGAAGCCCAGUGAUUCAUUACUUAGCAUAGCAGAGGUGAAAGAACCACCAAUCUAUAACCAGGAGGAUAUCAGAACUUCAUCGACACUUGUCAAAUUCAUUCCACAGUGUGGUUCCUACCCUAUUGCAGCUUAGCGCACGAUAUGGUGUACCUGCCAACUCUUAUGCGAUGGCGUUUGUACGCUCUCAUACUCCGUUGUAGGGCUAUACAGAGUGUUAUGACGAGCUUGGUGAUGAGAAUGUGACUUCAGCGAUGCGAGUUGCACGUCGAUGAAGUUCUCACCUUCUUCGUUCUUGGCCCAGCCAUCACCUCCGACUAUUAUAUCAUCGACACACUCUUCAGCACUAAAUUCACCUGGGCGUCUGUCCCAGGAUAUUUCAAAUGUCUUUUGAUAUAACCUUGUAAUCACUGGAUCCGAUGUAAUCUUUGCACUUCUGUGCAAUUUCGACUCGCUAAACGGUGACACUGCGCUAGCAGCACCAUGUUUAGAGCCUGAAGAGCUU
This is a messenger RNA of Williopsis jadinii, 1343 nucleotides long. RefSeq lists its product as uncharacterized. The record is from RefSeq and is a predicted model, not a curated record. The transcript has a single exon. Lineage: Eukaryota; Fungi; Ascomycota; Saccharomycetes; Phaffomycetales; Wickerhamomycetaceae. The coding region runs from base 192 to 974 and encodes 260 amino acids.